AUGGCGGAGAAGCCUGUUGUACGAAACUGCUCUCGUACGCAGGCGGCCGGCCUUAUUUGCGUCUGCGCCAACGCGUGGGGGACCACACUUAGUCGAUGUUCGAAGUGCAAACGCGUCUAUUAUUGUUCUUCGGCGUGCCAAACUCGAGACUGGCCACACCACAAGACCGAAUGCAAAGUCCUCAGGCGAGUCAAUAAAUAUGACGCGGAUAAGGGGCAUACUUUGUCUGAUCCUAGCCUGCGACUGGCUUACCAUGUCGCGGAGGAGCAAGCACGAUGUCGGGUCAUUUCAGACUCACUGGGACCAAGCCCGUACAGUCAAAAUCCACCGCUUAUAACCUACGGUAUGAAGUGUCAAGUCUGCUUUCGAACUCCGUUCCACGACAUCAACGCUGUCGAAUUCACGCCUUGCCCGACCUGCAAGCUUGCCUGGUGGUGCUCCCCCGAAUGCGCUUCCGCAUUUUCCAAGACCGCACAUACAAAACAGCAUUGCGAGGACCUUGCAUGUGUUGGUGCUACGGAUUCGGUAUAUUCCGCUUACAUACACUCACGGAAAAAAGGAUUGCACCCAAUAGUUCUUCGAGAAUUAGAGAUGACCCAGCCGGUUUAUAUCCCACCAUCGUCGUUAACUGGCUGGGCCGACUACAGAAAACGAGUCUUCCCUCGAUUCGCCUUGGCCGCAGACUUUACUGCACGAGAAUUCAGCCAUGUCCACCCGCAAGCUACUCGAGCGGUCGAAAUGCUCGCGACAGAGCCCACUAGCCUCAUCGUUACUCUCCUUCGUGGUCUCGAGAUCGCACUUCCCGACCUUCCCACCCGUAAAUCGUUGUGCAUUCAUUUCGUCGGCUCGUCUCUGUUGGAGAUUUCGUCCCAGGCAAUGAACGAGGAGCUCCUCCACUAUCUUCCCCACCUCAAGUCCCUCAAAAUGGUCUACGUGGGGCCAGGCGUUGCGUCGAUGUCUGAGGGCCAGCCUGAACACACCAAUCUCGCCUGUAAUGCAUGUACAGGCCGCAGACGACUUCGGUUCUCCAUCCUCCGUGAUGCCACCUAUCACGACUUUGCACAAACCUCGACCUUCAGCACACACACGCCGGAUUUGAUCGCAGGAUUCCACACGGGUAUGGGCGAGGUCGACACAGACUCGUGGCGCACGUCCGUGUCGCUCAUCCUCGCGAAAAAGAUACCCGCCCUCUUCACGACGUACUCUUUGCCCGAGGCCAUGCACGACACCAUUCUCCUGCGCUCACUUGGUGCGGUCUUUGUUAAAGAGCUGGAGCGGAAUAUCUGGCGCGGCGAAAUACCCCACCCGAGGGAACAACAGGACUUGGUGGCGAUGGAGGCCAGUCAUUAUACUAACAACUAUUUUUUCAUUGUCCGUGGUUCUUCUAAUACUGCUUAA
This is a messenger RNA of Mycena indigotica, 1398 nucleotides long. Its product is annotated as MYND-type domain-containing protein. The transcript has 3 exons. The record is from RefSeq and is a predicted model, not a curated record. Lineage: Eukaryota; Fungi; Basidiomycota; Agaricomycetes; Agaricales; Mycenaceae. Bases 1 to 1398 code for a protein of 465 amino acids.